CGUGGCAUAGGAGGCUACCAUAUUGAAUCUCGCGUAGAAUCUCGUUCUAAACUUCCUUUUCCGGUGUGCAGCCAUCUUGAAUCACAAAGAUGUUGAUGCCCAAGAAGGCCCGUAUUGCCGUGUAUGAACACCUCUUUAAAGAGGGUGUUAUGGUGGCCAGAAAAGAUUUCAUUGCACCAAAACAUCCAGAACUUGACAAUGUUAGGAAUCUGUACGUGAUUAAGGCAAUGCAGUCUCUCAAGUCCAGGGGAUAUGUAAACGAACAGUUUGCAUGGCGUCACUACUACUGGUAUUUGACCAAUGAGGGAAUCCAGUAUCUGCGGGACUUUCUUCACCUGCCACCCGAGAUCGUGCCCUCUACACUUAAAAGACAAGCACGGCCAGAGGCUGCUAGAGCUGUCCGACCAAAAGGUCCCGAAGGCCCAAGAUCAGGUCCUGGAGCAGCAGAUAGAGCAGAAUACAGAAAAGCUGGACCACCUGGAGUUGACAAAAAAUCAGAAGUUGGAGCUGGUGCAGACCCAAGUUUUAACUUCAGAGGUGGUUUUGGCAGAGGAAGGGGAGCACCACAACAGUAAAUGGGAUUGUAGGAGACUUAUAAACUUGGUAUCACUGUACAGAGAAAUUACAUACAGGACUCUGAUUUUUCAUCUUAAUGAGACAGAAGAUUCUGCAACAAUUUUGCAUAAGUGUUCUAAGUAAGCAAAAAAAUUAAUAAAACUAAAAAAAAAGGAGAAUCUUCAAUAAGGAAAUGUUCGUGUUGUUGUUGUUCUUUUCUUUGUGAAAAUUGCACCUUUAUGUAACUAAGGCAUUCAGAGAUGUGUUUGGAGUCAUUUUUCUGACAGAAAAGUCGACCAAAUACCACCAUAUAGUACAAGUUUCAAAUAGCAUAACUUUCCUAAAGACAUCUUUCAUAUCAUUUGAAAAAUUAAUUUUUCUGCUUGCUGUAUAUAAACAGGGCAGAUAAGUAGGACAAAUGAGGCUAAAUUAAAGACCCUCAUUGCAUCUAGAGAUUUAA
Messenger RNA from Lingula anatina, 1015 nucleotides. Its product is annotated as small ribosomal subunit protein eS10-like. Gene Ontology annotation, molecular function: RNA binding; structural constituent of ribosome. The record is from RefSeq and is a predicted model, not a curated record. Gene Ontology annotation, cellular component: cytosolic small ribosomal subunit. NCBI's taxonomy places the organism in Eukaryota, Metazoa, Brachiopoda, Lingulata, Lingulida, Lingulidae.